CUGACGUUUAACUUGACGUCUAUGUAUGAUAUAAAAACAUAACCUUAAAAUAAGGACCUAUAUUUUCCUAAAUCAUUCGAAAGUAAAAAUAACAAGACCAUAAUGUCGAAAAUAAGUAAUUUAAUAAACUUUUUUUCGAAAAGAAGUAUUUCUGUGUCAGCUCCUAGAGAAGGCAAGAGAAACUUUAGAAAAAUGGUGAUCGCGAACAAGAGGGGCUCUCGUUUACAUCGUCUAAAACAGGCAACUGAAAACAGAGAGUUGGAUAUUGACAAGCGAGGUGUGCGUGAUGUGGGAUACUACAUGAACGGCCGCUUCGUGCCUGUACCAGAGAUGAUACCUGAGUUAAUAGUCCCGGACCUAAAAGACUUCAAUCUCAAACCCUACGUCUCGUACAAAGCUGCUGAUGUUAUACAAAGUGAAUUUACCGCUCAGCAGCUGUUUGACGCUGUGUACAGUAAGAAAAUCGUCACGGAUUACAAAGAGGGCAAAUUAGAUGAAGAAGGAAACCCACUAGAGCCAUCGGAGGAAGAGAAAUUGAAUGCAGAGGAGGCUGUCAACAGGGCUAAACGAACUGGCUCUGAUAUAUUCUAAUGUGUUAGUUUCUGCUGUAGUUUAGUUGUAUAUAGAUAAGAUUAUUAAAUAAAUGUUAAUUGUGAAUCAG
Molecule: messenger RNA, 661 nt
Organism: Trichoplusia ni (cabbage looper)
Lineage: Eukaryota; Metazoa; Arthropoda; Insecta; Lepidoptera; Noctuidae
Gene: mRpL41
Product: 39S ribosomal protein L41, mitochondrial
Exons: 1
Coding region: 103-591 (162 amino acids)
Biological process (GO): translation
Cellular component (GO): mitochondrial large ribosomal subunit
Molecular function (GO): structural constituent of ribosome
Source: RefSeq, a predicted model, not a curated record